Amphiprion ocellaris (clown anemonefish) is the source of this 2780-nucleotide messenger RNA. Its product is annotated as zinc finger protein 568-like. NCBI's taxonomy places the organism in Eukaryota, Metazoa, Chordata, Actinopteri, Pomacentridae. Gene Ontology annotation, biological process: regulation of transcription by RNA polymerase II. The record is from RefSeq and is a predicted model, not a curated record. Gene Ontology annotation, molecular function: RNA polymerase II cis-regulatory region sequence-specific DNA binding; DNA-binding transcription factor activity. The coding region runs from base 89 to 1636 and encodes 515 amino acids. The transcript has 2 exons.
GCUAGCAGCGUUAGCAUGGUUAGCUCGGUGCAGCAGACGGUUGUGUUGUGGUGUCGCAGGUAACUGUUCUCUAGUUGGAGGAGAAACGAUGUCUUCGGUCCAGCGGCUGGUCAGCGGGCGGCUCCCUGCGGCUUUUGAAGACGUUUUCCCGGUGUUUGAGAAGACUGUGGUCCGACAGGAGGAGGUGGACCGUCAGAGCAGACUGCUGGAUGUCAGCUGGCAGCCCGAAAUAAAGCUGCACAGAAUCGGUGAGGAACACUGGGAGGGUCUCAGUGGAGAACAGCAGUGGACUGAUGGAGGAGAACCACAGCAGGAAGGAUUCACUGGGGUCUAUGGGGAACAUUCAGACCUCCCUCAGCAACAUGCCCUUAAAGAAGAGGAAGUUCUUGAUAACCAUCAGUGUAGUAACCAAGAAAAGAAGUUCACAGAAUAUCAACAGAUUAAAGAGGAACCACAGGAACCAGAGCCUUCACGGAUUAAAGAAGAACUAGAGGAAUCAGAGCUUCUACAGAUUAAAGUAGAACAGGAGGAACUCUGCAUCAGUCUGGACCAGGAUGAAGAAAAGCCUCCACAUAUUAAAGAGGAACAGGAGGAACUCUACAACAGUAUGGACCAGGAUGAACUAAAGUCAGUGCAGAUUAAAGAAGAACAGGAGGAACUCUGCUCCAAUUUUGAUCAGGAGGAACCCGAAGCCCCACAGAUUAAAGAGGUACAGGAAAAACUCUGGACCAGUCCAGUUGUGCAUAUUUCAGAGAGUGAAUGUGAGACUGACACAGGUGAAAACUCUGUGAAAUACGACAUUGGUGGAAAACCCCGCAAGCAUAAGUCUGAAGUGAAGGAACUUCAUGGAACUGACACAGAUGAGAAGCCAUAUUCUUGCAAUAAAUGUGGCAGAACUUUCAAUUUUUGUGCUCCCUUCAAAAUCCACAUGAGAAUUCACACAGGUGAGCGACCGUAUUCUUGCAAAACCUGUGGGAAAGCUUUCACAAGAAGUGAUAAAUUGUUGUGCCAUAUGAGAACCCACACAGGUGAGAAGCCGUACCUUUGUAACACCUGUGGGAAAAGGUUCACCGACCAAUCAGCAUGUAAACGGCACACAGCAAUCCACACAGGUGAGAAGCCUCACAUCUGUAACAUCUGUGGGCGUAGAUUUGUUGAAAAAUCAGAUUUGAACAUCCACUUGACAAGUCACGUAGGUGAGAAGCAGCAUUCUUGCGAAACGUGCGGUAAAAGUUUCAGACAUAUUAAUAAGUUGUUGUGCCACAUGAGAAUUCACACAGGUGAGAAACCGUUUGUCUGUAACACCUGUGGAAAAAGAUUUACAGACCCGUCAGGAUUUAAAAAGCACACAACGAUCCACACAGGUGAGAAGCUGCAUUCAUGCGAAACGUGUGGCAAAAGCUUCAGACAUACUUCUACUUUGGUUUGCCACAAGAGGACGCACACAGGUGAGCGGCCUUUCCUCUGCAUCACCUGUGGCAACAGAUUCAUCAGCAAUUCUAAUUUGAAAAGUCACAUGAGAACUCACACAGGGGAGAAGCCUUACUCCUGUCAAACAUGUGGUAAAGAUUUCACUCAAAGCACUACCUUGAAACAGCACAUGAGGAGUCACACAGGUGAGAAUUCAGAGACCUAAAAAAAAGCAAAACUGGAAGAAAUGUAAGAAUUUGUGCGGUUCUUAAGUCGAGCUUUGAGAUUUAAUGCACCUUUAGACUUUGCUUUAACAAUAGUGUGAGUUUAUUGCAUGCUACACCUGUUGACGGUUGCAGAAGCUCAUUGCAUUUGUACUUUCAAAAAAGGACAUUAUUUUUAUGUAUUUUUGUUUGAUUGUGAAAAAUUAAGUGCAUCCAAUUGCUGUUAAGCUUCUUUUUGUUGUGCACCUUUGGAUGUACUGACACUGAACUUUGACACUGAAGAAGCUCAAAGAGUUUCUCUGUUCAUCGGUGCAUAGAGCUGCUAUUUUUUGCAUGUACAAGACGCUGCAAACUUACAAAUCCCAAAGUCCAUGUCAAAGGGAGUUAUUCCAAGUUAUUCCAAGAUUUGCACUUCUGAGAACUUUCCUCGUAGUUAGGGGAUAAUCCCUCCUAUUUCCAAACUUUGUGUUUGUGUUGUAUUUGUGCUUUCUGGAAGCAAACCUGAGAUUAAAACUAAAGGUUUCCUAUUUAUUUAUAUGUUUAUUAACUAUUAGCAAUAAUUUGCUCAUAUAAUCACCCAAUUUCAGUCACUCUGACCUGUUUAAUUUGUUAGUAUUCAUGUUGAAUCCUUUGUGGACUGAAGGACCAAUUUUCUUGACUGAGUAAAAGUAAAACCUGCUGCUGGUGCCUCCUUGAUUAUGAGAAGUGCAAUUUGGGCUGAUUUUCACCCACUUUUCUGUCGGUUUUGUCUUGAUACUUUAUCAAGGAGCUUGAAGGACAGAUGUUGUCUAUGUUCUCCUUGUUAGAACUGGGAUUUGUGUUGAUAUGUGGGCAGGUGGAAGGUUCAAUAUUAUAUCAUGAACUGGAAAUUGUGCUUCACUGCACAACAAAUGACUUUCCACACAGAAUAGAUAAAGUGAUGCAUGACCCCCACACUGGUAACGAUGUGUUUUUAAGCUCAAUAUGUGGUUCCUGUUAGAUGUGUGAAACCCUAUAACAUGUGGAUGCCCUGUGACACUGAACACUGACAGACUGAAUGGAUUCUUCUUUUUUUUACUGUGAAAGUUGUGUUUCUAUUGAGACCCUGGAAGAAAUGCUUGACCAAUGUCCUCAUUUGCAGUGUAAAAUAAAGAUAUUAUCAAUGAA